Cydia amplana is the source of this 563-nucleotide messenger RNA. RefSeq lists its product as uncharacterized. The transcript is spliced from 3 exons. The coding region runs from base 110 to 553 and encodes 147 amino acids. The record is from RefSeq and is a predicted model, not a curated record. NCBI's taxonomy places the organism in Eukaryota, Metazoa, Arthropoda, Insecta, Lepidoptera, Tortricidae.
CUCGACUCAUAUUCUUUGACCGCGCGUCAAUAUUGGAGGCUUCUUGCGUAAAGACCUGGCUAUAAGUACAACGGGAGCGUGGUGAAGUGUUUUUCAUGAAAACUCGAACAUGGCUGCGUCUCGUCUGUGUGUUUUUCUGGCUGUUUUAGUGAGCGCAAAGAUGCUGGCUGCUCAGCCUAUAUUCGGCACAAUGUGGUGUGACCUGAUGUGCGACGACGACGAUGGUGACGAUUACUCGGACGGUGACAUAUUCGACUACUUGUUCGACCCUUGUGCCGGCUGCACAACUACCAACAAGCCAGCAAAGACUAAACCGACCACAACGCCACCGGGAAUGCAGCAGCCUUUCAAUCUCGUUAUACCUCCAGCCAAUGGCAUGAACGUCACAAUGACACCCACGGGCAACUCGUGGCUCAUGAACUUCAUCCCGUGGCUCAUGCCCGCGGCCCCUACUAGGGCUCCGGGGCCCACCACGGCGGCACCCGCCACCACCGCCGCGGCUACCACACCAGCAGGCAAUACAACCGCGGCGGCUACUACUAAAAAAGCAUAAUAAAUCUUGA